This is a messenger RNA of Cylindrotheca closterium, 1788 nucleotides long. Lineage: Eukaryota; Bacillariophyta; Bacillariophyceae; Bacillariales; Bacillariaceae. The record is from the annotation of a GenBank genome assembly.
AUGACUACCAAACCCAAACUUGCCUUUUCAUUAAAGACCAAGAAAAAGUCUGGCAAGAAUGCCAAUAACAAGUCAAGUGACCAGAAGCAGAAUGAAAAGGCGGAACCAGUAGCGCUGGAAGGCUUUGAGGCCAUACACGACAAAAAGGAAGAGGAACCAUUGGUGCAUCCAGAUCUACAGGGUCCCUUGGUGAUUCCAGCCUUGAAGGAUUCAAGAGCAACUUUGCAAGAACAAGCAAGGGCCAGACGGGAACAGGAAGGCGGAGGAGAGGAAGCUGCAGAAAAAAAAGACUCAGCAAUAAUAUCAGGGCCAGACGACGACUCGAUAAAACAAGAAGAACCAGGUCUGUCCAAAGAAGAUCAAGAGGCCAUUCAAGCAUUGAAACGUGAUGCUGGAGACUCCAAUGGUCCAUCUUCAAACGCCAACAAACGUGUCAUUCAAGCCCAAGAAAAUACCUUUCAAAACAGUGGAGAACAACAAAAGCAGCUACAGGAAAGCAGCGACCAGCAACAACUCAAGGAAGAUUUAGAAAGACACGCUCCAGAUUUGUCCGUCGACUCGGAAUCUUAUCAAAAGGUUCCAAUUGCUGAUUUUGGUGCUGCCUUGCUUCGAGGAAUGGGGUGGGAUGGAAGAUCGGACGUGACGGACGACACAGGUAGUGGACUUCCACGGCCGUCGCGGUUGGGACUGGGCGCCACACCCAAGCUAUUGGAUGCUCCGACCCACCGCAAGGGACGACGGCGACAAGAUCAAGUCCAACGAGAACAGCGCCUCAAGGAACAACAAGAAGAAUUUGAAAAACAACGGGAACUGCAAAUUAAAAAAGACAAACAACAAACCAUUCAAGUGGGAAGUAUUGUCUUUCACGAACAAUCCAAGCGAGCGAUUAUUCGACAAUGGAAUGGAGUUCCUGGACUCAAUAUGAUUUUGGUACAAUUUGAAGGCUCGAGAGAGCCAACCAAGGUGAAGAAAGGAAGCGUCCAAUUGAUUGAUCGAAAAGAGUUGCAGGAACGACCAUUCCAAGAGAUGGAAUAUCAUAAAGAGGAAACCCAAUUUUUGGGGCAACAACAUCAACAACAACAAUCCGAUGAUAACAAUAGGAUCAAACGAGAAGACAACCAUGAUCGGAGACGGGACAAGUCCAGAUCACGACGACGAGAAGACGACCAUGAAUAUGACUACGAUAAUCGACAGAGGGGAGAGAAACGUCCAUAUGACGAUGAUAGACGGCGAAGCAAUGAUCGUUCGGAGAGGGACCGUGGUGGUCGGAGAAGUGAUGAUCGUCGAAGCAGUAGCAGACGAGACGACGACCAUAACGAUCGACGCAAACGACACAGGAAUCAUCAUGAUGACGAUGAUGGUAAUUCACCAAGAAGAGAAGAAAAACGAUCUCGCUUCCAAUCUUCGUCUUCCGACCGACGGCCACAAACAUGGUUAACCCCCAACAUUCGAGUCCGAGUCAUUACUAGCAAGUUUGGUAGAUCUCAUGACAAACGAAAGGGGGUCGUAGUGGAUGUUGCCAGCACCAAAGGGGCCACGAUCAAGAUGGAACGUGGGGAAAUUUUGCAAGUGCCCGAGCGAUAUUUGGAGACGGCCUUGCCAAAAGUGGGUGGCAAUGCCAUUAUUCUAACUGGAACCAACAAAUUUGCCAAAGGAAGAUUGUUGGAACGUGAUUCUAGAUCCAACAAAGGUGCCGUUCAACUUUUUGAAGAUAUGAAUAUCGUGAAUACUUCUUUGGAUGAUAUAGCCGAAUGGUGUCUCCCACUCGACGACGACUUGAUGGACUAA